AUGAAUAUAGAUUUAUCUCUCUCCUUUUCUCUCUCCUUCUAUCUUUCUCAUUCUCUCUCAUUCUUUCUUUCUUUCUUUCUUCCUUUCUUUCUUUCUUUCUUUCUUUCUUUCUUUCUUUCUCAUUCUCUCUCAUUCCCUCUCCUUUCUUUCACAUUCUCUCUCCUUCUUUCUCACUCAUUCUCUCUCUCCUUCUCUCUCUUAUUCUCUCUCUUUCUCCUCCUCUCUCUCCUUCUCUCUAUUUCUCUCUCCAAUUUUCUCUCUCCCCUCUCUCAUUCUCUCUUCCCUUCGCUAUUUCCUUCUCUCUCUCCUUUUCUCUCUCAUUCUCACUCCUUCUCACUCCCAUUCUCUCCUUCUCUCUCUCUCUUCUUCUUCUCUCUCUCUCAUUCUCUCUCUCAUUCUCUCUCUCCUCUCUCCCAUUCUCUCUCCCCUUCUUUCUCUCCUUCUCUCUCUUCUACUAUGUCUCCUUCUUUCUCUCUCCUUCUCUCGCUCUCUCUCUCUCAUAGACACUUUUUCUUUUGUGACAUUUCCUUACCUUCUUUCUCUGUUUCAGUCUUUAAAUCCUCUUACCUCCCUUACCUCAGCAAACACCUUUUCCUCAAUUUUUUUUCUCUUCCAUUUCAAUUUUUGGAUAUAUUUAUCAACACUUUUUUCGCAUUCUCUUUGAAUUUACUCCCUUUCUUUCACUUCACACGUUUUUCUCUUCAUCCCAAGUCAACAGACACGGCUUUCCUUUCCUUUUUUUUUUCUUCUAAUUUUUACCCCGUAUAUUCCUUUUUUUUUUAUUUCACUAGACACGCUAUUAUUAUUUUUUUUUUUAUUCUCCUCCUUUUCCUCUUUUUUUUUUUUAAAACAAUGCGGAUCGUUGUCGCCAAGCAGUCAUGUUUUUCGUUACGGAUUUUUAAGCCGAGGAAUCAAACAGAGAAACCCCCUUCUAGCGUUCAUUUGUAG
Acanthosepion pharaonis is the source of this 948-nucleotide messenger RNA. The record is from the annotation of a GenBank genome assembly. Lineage: Eukaryota; Metazoa; Mollusca; Cephalopoda; Sepiida; Sepiidae.